Molecule: messenger RNA, 1349 nt
Organism: Trichechus manatus latirostris (Florida manatee)
Lineage: Eukaryota; Metazoa; Chordata; Mammalia; Sirenia; Trichechidae
Gene: SUGCT
Product: succinyl-CoA:glutarate-CoA transferase
Exons: 14
Coding region: 33-1349 (438 amino acids)
Molecular function (GO): catalytic activity
Source: RefSeq, a predicted model, not a curated record
CACGCAGGGACUGAGGAUCUGAGAGGCUUGCGAUGUUGGCGACGGUGGCGAGGGUCGCGGCUCUGCGGAGAAGCGGCCUCCUUUCCCGCCGGGGCGGCGGGAGGGGGCUGUGGACCGGACGCCCGCAGUCAGGCACUGACCAUGUGAAGCCAUUGGAAGGUGUAAAAAUUCUGGAUCUAACGAGAGUAUUGGCGGGACCUUUUGCUACUAUGAAUUUAGGAGAUCUUGGAGCAGAAGUUAUAAAAGUGGAAAGACCAGGAGUUGGUGAUGACACACGAACUUGGGGGCCGCCUUUUGUGGGGACAGAAAGUACUUAUUUUCUCAGUGUUAACCGAAAUAAAAAAAGUAUAGCUGUCAAUAUCAAGGAUCCAAAAGGGGUGAAAAUCAUCAAAGAGCUUGCAGCUGUUUGUGAUGUGUUCGUGGAAAACUAUGUCCCUGGCAAACUGUCUGAAAUGGGCCUGGGAUAUGAAGAUAUAGACACGAUUGCUCCUCACAUCAUCUAUUGUUCCAUAACAGGGUAUGGCCAGACAGGUCCAAUGUCUCAGCGAGCUGGUUAUGAUGCUGUUGCCUCUGCUGUUUCUGGUCUGAUGCACAUCACAGGGCCUGAGGAUGGAGAUCCAGUUCGCCCAGGAGUGGCCAUGACUGAUCUUGCCACUGGCCUGUAUGCAUACGGAGCCAUCAUGGCUGGAUUAAUACAAAGAUAUAAAACUGGGAAAGGACUGUUCAUUGAUUGUAACCUACUGUCAUCUCAGGUGGCAUGUUUGACCCAGGUAGCUGCUAAUUAUCUUAUUGGCCAAAAGGAAGCACAGCGUUGGGGCACAGCUCAUGGCAGUAUUGUUCCUUACCAGGCUUUCAAAACCAAGGAUGGCUAUCUUGUAGUUGGAACAGGAAAUAACCAACAGUUUGCUACUGUGUGCAAGAUCCUGAAUUUGCCUGAAUUGAUUGAUGACUCCAAGUAUAAAACUAACCACCUUCGGGUUCAGAAUAGAAAAGAGCUCAUUAAAAUACUAUCUGCACGGUUUGCAGAAGAAAUGACCAGCAAGUGGUUGAAUCUCUUUGAAGGCAGUGGGAUCCCUUAUGGUCCAAUCAAUAGCAUGAAGAAUGUAUUUGCAGAACCCCAGGUACUACACAAUGGCCUUGUUAUGGAGAUGGAGCAUCCGACUGUGGGGAGGAUAUCAGUCCCAGGCCCAGCUGUGAGAUACAGCAAGUUCAAGAUGUCAGUGGCCAGGCCACCUCCCCUGCUCGGGCAGCACACGGUGCACAUCCUGAAGGAAACCCUCCUAUACAAUGACAGCACCAUCAGGGAGCUGCUCAGCGCUGGAGUGGUGACCCAACACGAAGCCAAGUGA